AUGAUAAUCAGGAAGAUUAUCACAAACGUACCAAAGUUAAAGCAUACGCCUAUAUUUGUCCCCAUAGCUCAAAAUUUACUCUCGUCGUACUACUAUUAUUGUUUUGGUCUCUUGCCAUGCAUCAUUGACUUGGAUGAUCAAACCACCAUGCAUUUUUGGAUCUCCAAUCAUAGGCGCCACGAUCGUCCGAACCUAGUCCUCAUCCAUGGUUGUGGUGGCGAUGCAUGCUGGCAAUUCUUCCUCCAGAUAGGAUCACUAUCCAAAUCAUUCAACAUAUACAUGCCAGAUUUACUCUUCUUUGGUAAAUCAUACACCAAGUGCAUGGACCGUACGCCUCGUUACCAAGCCAAGUGUGUGAUGGAAGGGCUGAAGAAGGGAUUCGGCGUCGAUCGAUGCACGGUAUACUCGAUCAGUUAUGGAGGGUGGGUGGGCUAUUCCAUGGCUGAGAUGUACCCUAACAUAGUGGAGAUGAAUGUGAUAGUUAGCACUGGUGUAGGAACUACCAUUGAACAGAAGUUGAAUCAGCUAAGUAGGGUAGGGAAGCAAGCAGAGGAUCUUGUUCAAGUUGUUAUACCAAAGGAUACUGAUGCAAUCAAAUUGUUGGUAAAAUCAUCAUCAUACAAGUCUAAUCCUGCAAUUUGGGCUCCUGAUUUUUUACUUUGGGAGUUUAUCAGGGUAAUGGAGGAUAAAAACAGGAAGGAAAAAGAAGAGCUUAUCAGAUGUUUAAUAUCAGGAGAAGCAGAUUCUAACGUUUCUGCUUUAUCACAGGAAACACUUCUUGUCUGGGGUGAUCAGGACAUCUUCUUCCCGGAGGACAUAGGCCAUCAACUACUAAGGAUGUUGGGGCCUAAAGCAAGAUUAAUGAUAAUUAAGGAAACUGGGCAUGCAGUAAAUAUUGACUCGCCAAAGGAACUCAAUGAGUUGAUCAAAUCGUUUAUUUUUGGUAAAUUAGAUAAAUAG
Molecule: messenger RNA, 960 nt
Organism: Beta vulgaris subsp. vulgaris (sugar beet)
Lineage: Eukaryota; Viridiplantae; Streptophyta; Magnoliopsida; Caryophyllales; Amaranthaceae
Exons: 5
Coding region: 1-960 (319 amino acids)
Source: RefSeq, a predicted model, not a curated record